AUGGGUGGAGAAGGCUGGUUGUUCCUCUUUGCGGUCUUGAUGGCUGCCGUACUCUUGUUCACUAUGGUGUUCUUUAUCAUUAUGUUCUCUGAUCUCGAGUGUGAUUACAUCAACCCUAUCGACCUCUGUAACAAGCUCAAUCAGUUCGUUCUCCCCGAGAUGAUCGCCCAUGCCUUCCUUACUCUAUGUUUCCUCCUGUCCGGUCAAUGGUUGGCUUUCUUGUUGAACGCUCCAUUGGUAGGAUAUAACGUUAACAAGAUCAUGGCCAAAAACCACAUGUACGAUGCAACCGAGAUUUUCCGCACUUUGUCGGGCCACAAGAAAGAAUCAUUCAUCAAACUUGGUUUCUACCUCGUUUCAUUCUUCUACUACCUUUACAGAAUGAUCCUCGCCCUCAUCUCCGAGAGCGACUAG
Molecule: messenger RNA, 414 nt
Organism: Kwoniella botswanensis
Lineage: Eukaryota; Fungi; Basidiomycota; Tremellomycetes; Tremellales; Cryptococcaceae
Exons: 7
Coding region: 1-414 (137 amino acids)
Biological process (GO): endoplasmic reticulum to Golgi vesicle-mediated transport
Cellular component (GO): endoplasmic reticulum membrane; COPII-coated ER to Golgi transport vesicle
Source: RefSeq, a predicted model, not a curated record